GGCAAGAGAACAGUUCACAACCUCUUAAGAAUAAGAGGAUUAAAGUAGUUAUUUUAAAUUUAUGUAUAAACAAUACAUUCUUUCGAUCGAGAGAAAAUUAUACAUCAUAAAUUGAUAGAAUAGUGAACGAAUGGGAUAAAAUUUUGUUCUUAAGAAUAAAGGAAUCGGAUUGUUUCAAGUUGUUUUCAAAUUAUUCUAAACUGAUAUGGGCAAAUAUUUUGUACCAGCUUCAAGAAAGUUUCACAACAAUUAUUUACAUAUAAAUAUGCAGUUGUUUGGUAAAGUAACAGUCAUUCUCCUCAGUGUAUUUGCUUCGACGAGUUCAGCAAAAAAAAUUGAUCGGCUAAAGUUAAAGGUCAAACAUUUAGAAACUAGACUUAAUACCGAGUUUACGUUUAGAGACGAAGAUAUUGCUGAAAUUAUAGGACGACUAGAUGACAUAGAUAAAGUGCUAAAUGCUACAAUAGGAAAAGAACAGCCCAUUCCUUCAGUUGCAUCAAAAGCUGAUGACAUUGAUUUUGAAACUGUGGAUACAUUGAAAGAGGAUUUCACUAGACUUAGGGCAGCCUUCACUGAUGAAAAAACUGAGAUUGUAAGAUUACGACGGGAAAUUCCAAAGAUUGAAAACAAUUUGAUAUCCCUAAACAAAGAUGUUAAAGAUUAUUGCGAAGUUGCUGUAAAUAACACUGAUCAAUUAUUAACUAAUUUUGAAAAGGUCAAAGAUGUGCACAAAGACAUAAUAACACCUGAAAUUAAAGCGUUGAAAAGUAUGGCUGAACAGGUACAACUAAACACUGAAAAUGAUAUGAAAAUAUCUAAACAAAUUGAUAACAUUGAAACACUUGUUACUUUUCUAUUAAUACAUAGUGGCCACCCAUUCUCGAGUUCCCCCUGUCUUUCGUUAAAAAAAAUAAAUCAGAUGGAAAAUAAAAUUUACAAUCAUCCAAAAGGUUUUGAAAUUUACUGUGACCAAACUACUGACGGUGGGGGCUGGAUAGUAUUUCAAAGAAGACUAAAUGGUAAAACAGACUUUUAUCGAAACUGGGCUGAUUAUAAAAACGGCUUUGGUGAUCUGAAUGGUGAGUUCUGGCUUGGCAAUGAACAUUUGAGUCUACUAACAUCAGAUGGCGGACAUGAACUGAGAAUAGAUAUGGAAGAUUUUGAGGGAAACAGUGCAUAUGCAAAGUAUAGCAAGUUCAAGGUAUAUCCGGAAGAAGACAAUUACAAACUGGAGGUGAGUGGAUACAGUGGAACUGCUGGAGAUUCUCUUGAGUGGCAUAAUGGAAUGAUGUUCUCAACAUAUGAUAGAGAUCAGGACGCAUCACACUUGGGGAAUUGUGCGAAAAGUAGUCAUGGUGCGUGGUGGUAUAGUAAUUGCCACCAUUCCAAUCUAAAUGGGCAGUAUUAUAACCAGCCUGGCAAAAUAGAUAUUACUGGAAUUAACUGGUGGUAUUGGAAGAAAAAUAGAUACAGUUUGAAAAAAGUAGAAAUGAAAUUCCGUUAAGAUGAUAAACUGAGAUAUUACUAGCACAGUUAUAAAGUUUAUAAAACAAUAUGUUUGUAGUAUUUUGUUAUGUAAACUUUUAAGACAAUUUUCUUGCGAUAGCUGAUCAAGAAAAAAGACUGCACACACGCAUAGUGGAAUUACUUUCAGGUUGACUUACAUUCCAUAGUUACGUUGUUGAUUGCAAAUGUUACCUGGCAUUAAAUAAUGCCUCAUACAUACAUGUAUAUGUUUUGAUUCCAAUUCUUAAAACUUUGUGAAUAUUGCGCAGACUGUUACGCUAUCUAUAUGUGUUAUCUUAAAUUUCUUUUAAAGUAGCAAUAAGGCAGGCAAAAUGUGACUGUAGAAUUUAUAUAUAUUUAUA
Molecule: messenger RNA, 1868 nt
Organism: Ruditapes philippinarum (Manila clam)
Lineage: Eukaryota; Metazoa; Mollusca; Bivalvia; Venerida; Veneridae
Product: angiopoietin-related protein 7-like
Exons: 1
Coding region: 206-1504 (432 amino acids)
Source: RefSeq, a predicted model, not a curated record